Caenorhabditis remanei is the source of this 468-nucleotide messenger RNA. RefSeq lists its product as uncharacterized. The transcript is spliced from 3 exons. Lineage: Eukaryota; Metazoa; Nematoda; Chromadorea; Rhabditida; Rhabditidae. The coding region runs from base 1 to 468 and encodes 155 amino acids. The record is from RefSeq and is a predicted model, not a curated record.
AUGAGCAAAUCAACUAUCUUCAUACUCUUUCUUAUUCUCAAUUCCUUCUGUGCAGUCCUCUCAACUAAUUACCACUUCACAUUUCAUGUGAAACUUCGCUGUAGAAUCACCCAUGAGAAAUUCGGAUUCAAAGCUCAAUUCUUUGAUAAAGAUGUGAUGUGGUGGAACGGUGACGAUCCGAUCACAGAGGAAUAUAUAGAUAUUUCUCCCCCGGGAGAUGUCACUUUCAAAUCAGAAGGAAUGCUCACUGGAGAUGAGUGGAUGUCGGAAUAUUUCGCGGUGAAAAUGGUUCUAUACCACACUUGUAACUCGAUGGACAAAGAAGUUCGAGUUGAUAUGGAUAUAUUCCCACUUGCAUUCAUCUCCUAUAAUUUGGAGGAUAACAAAUAUUAUGAUUACAAAUUUACAGCGAAUAUCACAGAGUUGAGUGGAGAUACCUGGCAGCAUGCAAGUUUACUCCAGAAUUAA